AGAGACAACUAUAAUUUUAAUGAUUAAUUGUAAAACUCGCAAAAAGUUAGGAAGAUUUGUCGUUUGUGCUCCAAUAAAAAUAUGUUAAUUUAAGUACUUAAAACCUCGGAAAAAUUUCUAAUUUUAUAAUAAAAAGUUAAAAAAGAUUACGAAAUCAACUUAACUUUCCCAUAAAAAUCUGCAAAAACCAAUUCUAAUUUCAUUACCACCAAUUGUCACAAAACACAAACAGCCAAACAAUUUUAAACAAAAUGGAUCGUAAAGCAGAAUUAGAACGCAAAAAGGCACGCUUGGCAGCUUUGCGCGAGGAGAAGGACAGACGUCGCCGUGAAAAAGAAAUGAAAGAUAUGGAAGAAAUAUCUGUGAGAGCUGACAAAGAUCAACGGAAAGAUUUAGAUGAAAUGCUUUCAUCAUUGGGUGUUGCACCCGUUUCAGAAGUUCUAACCUCUUUGUCCUCGGUUAAUUCAUUAAACUCGGAUAAUUCAAAUACUCAAACACCCGAUGUUAGUUUGCAAACAAAUAUGAAUGGACCCAGUGCUAUCAAAAAACCUUUAAAUUUGAGUGUUUACAAUGUUCAAUCUACUAACAUUCCACCAAAAGAAACUCUUACGUAUUCAAAACAAACCCAAACCCAAAGUAGUGGCGGUCAUGAACGUGAUGUUCUUUCUUGCCACUCCUCACCUCUGUCAGGAUAUAUGGAGGAUUGGUGGAGACCACGCAAAGCUCAUGCUACGGAUUAUUAUGAUGAAUACAAUCUAAAUCCGGGUUUAGAAUGGGAGGAUGAAUUCACAGGAGAUGACGAAGAGAGUUCUCUACCACAUUUGGAUGGAUUCACUUCAAAAUUGCCACCCGGCUACUUGACGCAUGGUUUGCCGACAGUGAAGGAUGUUGCACCAGCCAUCACGCCCAUGGAACAAAAGAAAGAGCAGGAGGAAAAGAAAGAGAUUAAGGAACUAUCGGAGGAACAAAAACAGAUGAUUAUCUUAUCGGAGGACUUCCAAAGGUUUGUAGUACGUGCCGGUCGCAUUAUGGAACGGGCUAUUUCGGAGAACGUUGACAUCUAUUUGGAUUAUAUUGGUGGCGGUGAAAACGAAGAGGCAAAUGAUGAAAAAUCGCAUGCACGCCUCUCUUUGAAUCGUGUUUUCUAUGAUGAUCGCUGGUCGAAAAAUCGUUGUAUUACAUGCAUGGAUUGGUCUACACAUUUUCCCGAAUUGGUAGUGGCUUCCUAUCAUAAUAACGAGGAAAGCCCCAAUGAACCGGAUGGUGUUGUCAUGGUUUGGAAUACAAAAUUCAAGAAGAACACACCUGAAGAUGUAUUCCAUUGUCAAAGUGCUGUCAUGUCGACUUGCUUUGCCAAGUUCAAUCCCAAUCUUAUUUUGGGCGGCACUUAUUCCGGUCAAGUUGUACUCUGGGAUAAUCGUGUACAGAAACGUACCCCCAUACAACGUACACCCCUUUCAGCUGCAGCUCACACCCAUCCCGUUUAUUGUCUACAAAUGGUUGGUACACAAAAUGCUCAUAAUGUCAUCUCGAUUUCAUCCGAUGGCAAAUUAUGUUCGUGGAGUUUGGAUAUGUUGUCACAACCGCAAGAUACUUUAGAAUUGCAACAGAGUCAGAAGAAGGCCAUAGCCAUUACCUGUAUGGCAUUCCCGGCCAAUGAGAUUAAUAGUUUAGUGAUGGGCAGUGAAGAUGGUUACGUUUAUUCGGCAUCCCGUCACGGUUUACGUUCUGGAGUCAAUGAAACAUUUGAGAAACAUGUCGGCCCUGUUACUGGCAUCUCGACACAUUACAACCAAUCCUCACCUGACUUUGGCCAUUUGUUCCUUACAUCUUCCAUCGAUUGGACCAUCAAACUGUGGUCGUUAAAGGAUACCAAACCUUUGUACUCGUUUGAAGAUAACUCCGAUUAUGUUAUGGAUGUAGCCUGGUCUCCCAUUCAUCCUGCUCUCUUUGCUGCUGUCGAUGGUAGUGGUCGUCUUGAUUUGUGGAAUCUGAAUCAAGAUACCGAAGUACCCACAGCAUCUGUGGUAGUUGAUGGUGCUCCAGCUUUGAAUCGUGUGUCGUGGAUGCCAAAUGGCCAGCAUGUCACAGUGGGUGAUGAUGGUGGCCAUUUGUAUGUCUACGAUGUGGCAGAGCAUUUGGCGCAACCAUCAAGGGAUGAAUGGUCUAGAUUUAAUGCUACUCUAAAUGAGCUCAAAAUGAAUCAAAACGAUGAGGUUUAAGGAGAAGAAUAAGAAACUGUAACGAAAAAGAAGAUGAAAAAGAAAACGAACAAAGCAUGAUGAAUUUUAUUUAUACAGCUUUUAAAAAAUACUUUUAUAUAAAGUUGUUUCAAAUGGCAAUUUUACAAUAAUUAUUUAGCAUUAUUAUUCUUUCAUUUUCUUCUUUUAAUUUUCUUUUUUUAUUCAAAUAUUUUAAAACAUUUUCUUUUCAUCGUUUCCCCUCUGUUCUUGGUAUUAGAUCUAGUUCAUAUUUCGUCCCUUUAUUUCUUUUUAAUUUCAGUUUUAAUUUGUAUCUCUACUUCUUAAUAUUAUUUUAUUUCUCCUUAAAAGUAUUAUUGUAAGUUCAUUAAAAAUGAAAGUUUUCCCCCUACAUAAAUUAACAACAAAAAAACUAAUAAUAAAUUGUUAAACAAUUUUAAUUUGUAUUAAAUUUUUUUGUACAUUUUUUUUUAAACAAAAUUUAAAACAAUUUUUUGUAUAACAGUCUUAUAUUUUAUGGUAUUAUAUUACGACUUUAAAUAUAAUUUUCUAAAUAUUAAAUCUUUUCAAAAAGAUAUUAUAAUCGGAUAACUUAAAUCGGUUAAUGGCAGUUAUUCUCUAAGAAAAUGUAGUGACAAACUCUAUAAAAAUUCAAUUAAAUGUCACUCAAAAUAUACAUAAAAAAAACUAAUAUUGUAUGAAGAAGAAUAAAGUCUACAAAAAAACUGAAAUUACCUAUUAAGCAGAUCUACAUAAAUAUUUAUUGAAACAAAAUUAUAAUAAAUAUACAUAUAUGAUUUAUUGGAAA
This is a messenger RNA of Calliphora vicina (urban bluebottle blowfly), 3009 nucleotides long. It is a transcript of the gene sw, whose product is annotated as short wing. The transcript is spliced from 11 exons. Gene Ontology annotation, cellular component: cytoplasmic dynein complex. Bases 252 to 2222 code for a protein of 656 amino acids. The record is from RefSeq and is a predicted model, not a curated record. Gene Ontology annotation, biological process: transport along microtubule. NCBI's taxonomy places the organism in Eukaryota, Metazoa, Arthropoda, Insecta, Diptera, Calliphoridae. Gene Ontology annotation, molecular function: dynein light chain binding; dynein heavy chain binding.